AUGGGUUCGGUUGUUGAUAAUGUGGCGGGUUGGUGUCUGGUGGAAAUUGUCACUCCGUUCGCUAAGAACAUAAGCGAAGAACCUUUUAGUGUGUUGAAGAAACGUGUGUUAACCUCGCGUAUGUCUUUACCGAUGGAUUCGACGGUGAAUAGCACUGGGUCGGAUGCAAGUGUUGACUACCGGAAGAAGCGUAUCAAGAAUGUGCAGAAGGUGGAACUGGUGCGUUUGAUGAAGGCAAACUUCCUGUUCAUCCGGGGCAAACAUGCCGUGGCGCGCAGUGACAAGAGUCGUGCAGAUGUAUGGAAGUCAAUUACCGGCCGGUUAAACAGUUUAGGUCCGCCGAUACAGUCGACCGAAGCAUGGCAGAGACGUUGGAACGAUAUGCGAUCGGCGACCAAGAGCAAGAUGUCAAAGAUCCAGAACUAUGUCCGCGAGCAUGGCGAAGAUUGUCCGUACAAGCUGAACCUGGUGGAGCGCCUCAUCUGGGACACGUUUAGUGUGAAGCCGGAGGAGUACAUGAAGGACUUGAACAUGAAGUUGUGGCGCGAGAAGCAGCAAGCAACUUGUGGGGCAACUAGCGGACAGUACCAACCUGCGGUUGACAGUGUUGUGUCUCCCUGUUCGUCCGAAAUGUCGACCGAACAGAGUUUUGACAUGGGGUGGAAUCAGCCAGGAGCGACAAGUCACAACACCGGAGAGAACAUCGCGCCGUCCUUCGGAUCCAUGAGUCGGGAAAGCAGUGCACUGGAGUAUGCUAAUCAAACGGUUGGAACGUUUUCUGCAAUGUCCGGCUGUAAUCCGCCGGACCAGCACUAUGAAGCUCAACCAGCGACGAACAUGAGUUAUCAAGGAUAUCCCAACACGGCUACGAAUCAGUGGUCCAUUCCGGGAUCAUCCGAAGAUGCCUUUCAUCAACAGACAAAGAUGAAUUCACCGUCGGAUGCAGUGCCCGGAAGUAAGAUGUUGUUGGAGCUACACAAACUGUUCGAGGUGUUGCUGAAACAGAACGAAGAAAUACUCAUCCUACUGAGACAGUCGGGCAGUGAUAACACAGCUAUACGAUCAGGCUAUUCUUUCUGA
This is a messenger RNA of Anopheles moucheti, 1080 nucleotides long. RefSeq lists its product as uncharacterized. Lineage: Eukaryota; Metazoa; Arthropoda; Insecta; Diptera; Culicidae. The transcript is spliced from 4 exons. Bases 1 to 1080 code for a protein of 359 amino acids. Gene Ontology annotation, cellular component: nucleus. The record is from RefSeq and is a predicted model, not a curated record.